AUGUGCGGGGAUGUAGUGGAUGGAAGUGACGAGGGUGGGAGUGCCGAUGAUGGGAGUGACGAGGAUAGGAGUGCAGAUGAAGGGAGUGAGGAGGAUAGGAGUGCCAAUGAAGGGAGUGAGGAGGAUAGGAGUGCCGAUGGACGGAGUGACGGUAAUGGGAUUGCCGAUGAUGGGAGUGACGAGUAUGGGAGUGACGGUGAUGGCCGUGACGAUGAAGGGAGUAACGAGGAUGGGAGUGACGGUAAUGGGAGUGACGAUGAUGGUAAUGACGAGGAUGGGAGUGACGGUAAUGGGAGUGACAUGUACGGGGAUGUAGUGGAUGGAAGUGACGAGGGUGGGAGUGCCGAUGAUGGGAGUGACGAGGAUGUGAGUGACGAGGAUGGGAGUGACAUGGAUGGGAGUGACGUGGAUGGGAGCGAUCAUGUUAGGAGUGACGAGGGUGGGAAGGAUGGUGACAGGAGGAACAAUGAUGGGAGUGGUGGUGAUGUGACUGACGUGCCUGGAGAAAGUAUUGGUGGAUUAAGUGACGAUGAGUUAUUGAGUAAUGCUGCAGUUGAUGGCGAUGAUGGGUGUAUUAGUGGAUCGUGCGAUUGGAGAGGUGCUUGUAGUAGGAUUGAUGCUGACCUGAACGAUGAUUUUCUUGGUGACAAUGAAUGUGAUUCCGGCGAAAAUUUGAAUGAUGGUGAUUCAAUUUACAGUCCGGAGAGAGAUGAUCAGAGAGAGCAUGACAAUAGCAGUGACGAUGCUCGUGACAUUCAUGGUUUUUACACGUAUAACCUUCCAAGCGUCCGUGUUAAUAUUGAGCAAGGUGGCAAACGCAAAAAGAGACGUUAG
Messenger RNA from Lytechinus pictus (painted urchin), 834 nucleotides. Its product is annotated as protein qua-1-like. Lineage: Eukaryota; Metazoa; Echinodermata; Echinoidea; Temnopleuroida; Toxopneustidae. Bases 1 to 834 code for a protein of 277 amino acids. The transcript is spliced from 2 exons. The record is from RefSeq and is a predicted model, not a curated record.